GAGGGAACUGACGACCCAGAAAAAGAUUCCGACCGUUCAGAGCUGUGCGGCAAGUCGUACAAGGCCAAGCGCAGCCUCCACCAGCACCACCAGAACACGCACCACAAAGACCUGGGCAAGAUGCUGCCCCCAGCGGCGGUCAGCUCACUGCCCACUCAAGUACCUCUGCACUCAGCCCUGCUUGCUCAACAAUCCCCAACCCCUGCCAUAUCGGAGGCAACAAAAUCUCUACUGAGGGAAACUCUGGAGUCGUCCCGCAAGGCAAAAGACAGCAGCAGCAGUAGCAACACCAGUCAGAUCAGCAGUGCUGACACCCUGCACAGCAGUAGCAGCAGCAACGGUGGCCGACUGAGCGACCGGCUGUCCACGCCCAAUUUGGUUAACUUAUUAACCUCCGACAUCUCGCACAAAGGUCACGCUGCUGCGGCGUCUGAUGGGGCCGUCGCUCUGUUGAAGAAUAAGUCAAGAGCGGACGGGAUCAAGAAGGAGGGAGAGUUGAUGAUGUCAGUGAAGACGGAGAUGGUGGAAGAGGAGCAGGCAGAAGAUCUUAGUGUGCGCACGACAGCCGCCAAGAACCAGGUGAAAGUCAAGCGGUCACCGUCAGUCACUGCAGAUGAUAAAAAAGUCCAUUGUGAGUUUUGUCACAAGUCAUUCAAGCACGAUGUGUCUCUGGCCAACCAUAUCCGCACGGCCCACAACAUCAUCGUCAACUUCCCUGAGUCACAGCCAGCCCCACAGCCCCCCAAGCUCAAACAGAACCGGAACACGACCUCAUAUGCUCGUAUAGAACCGAAGCCAAACGGCAACCCACUGGUGCGACUGUCUGACGUUUUGCCAAACUCCAUGUAUGCCACGGACGGAGUCAACAAGCUAGACCCGGUUGCGGCCGACUUGACCAUCAGCUCUCUGCUGGCCCGUAAAGUCAUGGAGAGGCCCAACAUGAUGACCGCCAAUGCCGGUGUGGGCGUGGCAGAGAGUUCAGCUGGCGCUGGAGGGGGCGGGGCGGUACUCAAUGGCAGUGGCGUGGUUAAUGGUGGUCUGGGCUCGGUGGAGAAUGGGGCGUUGGAUGAGAGUAACGCUUUGCCGUAUCAUGUGACCUCCCGCAUGGUGCAAGAUCUGAGUCUAGAGGAACUAAGCAGCAGGGAGCCAGAGAAGCAAGCUGUGCUGGCGGAGGAUGGUGGUCAACGGCGGUCUCGUAUCACGGUGCUGAAGGAGACGGUCCUGGUCUCGAGACUGGACGGCAUCAACAACGUGACGGGCAGACAGGCCACAGCGUUCCAAUGCCAACUGUGCAAACGAGCGUUCACCUCCUUGGUUCGAUUGUACCACCACCUCCCAAACCACUUUGACAGCGAGGUGAACACCUUCGACUGUCGCUACUGUGAGGCUUCCUUCAGGUUGCAGACUCAGAUCUUAAAACACCUACAGUGUCAUAAAGAUAAGUUCUCAGGGCUCAGCAAUGUCUCUCUACCAUUGGAGGAUAUUCAGAAGAAACAAAAGGAUCAAUCAUCAGACAACGUGACACCAGCUUCGAGUGGCAGCAACAGCAGUUUUCUGUCCCCCGGUUACCUGGCUGAUAACUCGCUGACUAACACACCCAUCACUGGACGCUUCCCGGAGCCAGGGGAGAGAGCCAAUGGUGGCUACUCUUGUACCAAGUGCCGUAAGAGUUUCAGCCGGGAGUACCUCCUCCAGCGCCACAUGCGCAUCCAUCAGAACCAGAACUCCUUCUGGUGUCCUGACUGUGAGAGUGGCUUCAGUGGGGAGACAGAUCUCAUGGAGCACAGGAGGGCAUGUCACGGGACCCCCAAAGUCUCGGAUGAGCAGAUGAAGUAUUCUAACCUGCUGAACAGCCUGUCCGCCAGUGUCUACGACCAGUCGGCUGCAGCAGCCGCAGCGGCAGUGGCCGCCGCUGCUCAGAGCAGCAAACUAGUGGUCGCCAACAGCGACUCCAACAACAACAACAGCAGUGGCAACGACAACAACAACCUGACGUCUGCUACAGCAGCAGCCGUGGCUGCCGCCAAGUCUGGUCUCCCCGCGAGCACGAGCCAGCGUCUGGGGCUGUACCCUCCCAUGGUGGACAUGAAGGCUAUCGACCUGCGACACGGGGAGGAGGUGGCUGUGCGGAUGGCUGCCGAGGUCGGGGAUGCAGAGAGGGAGAUGCUUGCCCGGCAAGCUGUUCUUCAAGAGUUCCAGAAGAAGGCUCUGCUCAUGAAAGCCAUGGAGGCUCAGACAGACAAACGGACGGCCGGCACGGGACUUGACUUUGAGCAGCUGAAGAAAACGUUCCCCACUCUGGGACAGAAACAGCUGGAGGCGGUCACUUCCAGGAUAUUGCAGGAGAACGAGAAGAUGCGCCUGGCUCUGCUGAAAGCCGCAUCAGAGGAAGAACAGCGUCAGAGGAAGAUGUUUGAGAAACUGAGUGAGAAGAAGAGGAGGGAAGAGCAGGAGGCGGCAGCAAGACUGCUGGAGGAGGAGAAGAGGAGGAGGCAGCUGGAGCAGGAGAAGCUCAAGGAGAAACUUGCCCAGGAGGGGAUGGGGGACGUGACCGUGGUGAUGCCGGAUGCCCCACCAUCGGACAGCGGCUCUGGGGAUGACGGGGAUGCCCGGGCUGGAGCAGGCCAGGUGGAGGAGGAGACGGAGACAGCCGUGGAUUUCUCUACCACUUCUUCCUCACUUCGCAAGUCGGAGGGUGUUGUCGCUGUAGCUGCUGCUGCUGCUGCCGUUGUUGGUGGUGGUGGUGGUGAUGGUGGGAACGUGGUGAGAUGCGAAGCUGGGAAGGCAAAAUCUGAGGGGGGUGCUGAAGGGAAGGACACUGGCAGUGAAACAGCAGUCAGUGCAGGGGUCAAGCGAAGGUCACCUGUCCCGAUCACAGGCUCAGCUCCCCCUACCAAAAGCAGACGCAAGGCGCUGAAGCCCCAGAGAAUCAACCACUGUGAAGAAGAGACAGGCACCUCCCCGACAUCUGAGACGCCGACGCCUGGUGGGGAUGUCGGUGUGGUCAAGAUGGACACUGAUCAAGCUGAUGAAUCAAGCUCCUCGUCUCCUGCCCACACUGCAGAGUCGAGUAAUAAAAACAAGUUUGUCCAGAUCCACCCGGCCCACUUUGCCUCCAACACUCUGUCUCAGCUCAAUCAGCUGGCCAGUAUUGGGGCCAUUGGCCUCGCCCCGGCCACUCCCCUCUCAGAACUGGCCCGGAAACAGCUGGCGGCGGCCGUGACCUCUCGCGGAGGAAUGGGGUCGCUGGUGGUGACCCCGAGUGGCCUCAAGUACAUGGACAAGGCCAUCCCUGGCUACGACCAGGCGGCUCUCCCCAUGCUGUUUGGCAGUAUGAGUGGUGGUCAGAUUUUGAACGCCAGCAGCAGCAGUAGUAAUGGUGGGAGCAUCAACAACAACAACAACAGCAGCACCGCCAACAUGGCUAUAGACUUGAGUACAACGGACAGCGGAGGAGUGAGACAGGGAGGUGCCAAACCCUCUGUGAGCAGCCCGCCGCCUUCCAACUAUGAGACCUACAUGCGGGAGAUGAACUUGCUUAGCUCUGCUCCCUCUUCCUCCUCCACUGCAGCACCCGGCCAGGCCACAGACUUGAGUCAGAAGUCGAGCAGCGGUGGGAAGAAGAAAAGCAGCAAGAGCUCCCUUUCUCGCAGCAACAGCCACGAAGUUCGCUCGCUCACAGAGGGGGGAGACCACAGUUCCCAGGACUUGUUAGCAGCGGCUGCCACAGACCUCUCCAAGACAUCCUUGCUCAACGUUCAGAUCCCGUCUUUGUCCAACCCGACAGCUGCCUCCGCAGUUCUCCUGUCCAAACUGGCGGCCAGUCAGCUCUCCGGCCUGGAGGUGGACCCGGACAAUCUAGUGGGCUACCCGCGUGUCCAGUGGAAGCAACAGAUGACCGCCACGGAGCUAGCGGAGCUGGGUAUGUUGGUCAACGGCUCGGCCCAGGGCUUUGUCAAAGACGGCAAAGCUCAGCCAUUUUUCCUCAACACCAACAGCAACAGCAACAGCAGCAACAAAAGUCAAGCAUCGUCCCCGUCGCCAGCCCCGUCACCCACCAACUCGGACGCCUCUUCCUCUGCUGAGGGUCGUAAAGUCACCACCACCUCCCUAUCACGCACACACUCCAGACAUCCGGCCGUACAAAUGCAAGUACUGUGACUACUACGCCCGUACCAACAGCCAGCUCAAGGUUCACAAACUGAGGCAUGAAGGUGUCCGCGAGUUCUGCUGCCGUAUCUGUAAUUACAAAGGCGUGACACAGUCGGAUCUGAACCGGCACAUGAAGUCCCAGGUGCACGUGCUGCGCUCCCAGAACGUGUGCGAGCGCUGUGGGGAGGGGUUCGUGACCCCACGCAACCUGGAGGAGCACCAAGCUAGUCUGUGCUGCGGCAGUCCCGACAAGAACUUCCUGCACGACUCAAAAGCCAACGACGAGGAUCUGGACGAGGAUCAUCAUCACCAUCUGCAUCUUCAUCAUCAUCAUCAUAUGCUGGAUGCGGAGGAACUGGAGGAGGAGGAUGAUGAGCAGCAGCAGCGCCGUGUGACGGCCAUGGGAGAGGAGGGGAGUGCUCUAGGGCUGAUCAGUGCCUCAGACGUGAAGAGAAGCGCCAGUAAUGGAGCAGCAGGGGAGGUCGGUGAACCCAUGGCUGUCUGAUUCGCUUCUUUUGUUUUCUGCCGGUUCCAUGUGAUCCGGAACUCUGGUUCAGUAUGUUCCAGUUCAGUGUGUUCAGUUUGGUUUAAUCCGGUUCAGUGGGAUUCUGCUUUUUAUGAUCCAACUUGGUGUGAUUCGGUGUGAUCUGGUUUGGCGUUAUCGAAUAUGAUGUUCAAAUGAGGAUGGUACAAUAUCUCUCUGUUGUCUUGCAUGCUGAUACAGUUGAGACUAGGAUGUUAUUCCUUUUUUUUUAAAGCAGCAGAAACAUUGAGGAUGAUCACACACGCAUUCGUGGAUAUAAUAUGACAGGACACGCGAAGUUAAUUUUUUUCCUAAUGUUGGAAGCCGCAAAGAGUGGCUGUUGUAUAUGAUGUGGAUAUGAUAGACAUGAAGAUGUUGUUCUUUGCAGCUGGAGAAACGUGAUUCCUUUUGGAGAAAAUGAGAAAUAUUAAGAUAUUGAUCUGAUAAGAUGAAAUGCUGAGAUAUUCUGCGGAUUUGACGAAGAAAUGCUGGGUGUGGUGGUAACACAUCAGGUAGAUAUGUCAGAACAUCAUUCCUUGUGACCGUAGGAACAGCCGAAAUUGUCCCAGACAGCCAUCCAGUGUCGAGGAAUAAAGUACUUAUAAUGUCAAACAUGUGGUCAUUGUCUCGGACAGGUGUCCGUCAGAGCAGGUUUGAUCGUACGUCAAUGGUUGUAUAGCUAGGUGGAGAGGAGCUCUUUCUGAGAGAUGACAGUUGUGAUCACUGCAUGUUUGGACAUGGUGGCAGGCACUUAGGACUAUUAGGCACUUAGGACUAUUGUCCUUGUAGCCCACCUUCUAUAGAUGGGGCGUACGUAUGUGUGAGGUGCCGAUUUUCUCGGUUAAUCUGGAUUUAUGAAAUUGUCCUGAUUUUUCCUGAUUUCAGACUGAUCGCUGCAAAGUCUUGGUACAGGAUGUUUUAGUGGAAUGUCAGACAAUGUGAUCCGUAAAUCUGGAGUCCCGAUGCGUGAGUUUCCAUGACGUCUGAACAGUUCAGGACUUUUUUUUUUACAGCCUGUUGGCAUCUCUGUUAUGUGGAGAAGAACACUCCUUUAGGUCCAACCAUUGUGGCUGGACGAACGACAAAACAAAAGUUUUGUUGGGCAGCAAGAUGGAGAAGACAUAAUAACACAAAACACAAAAGUGUUCAAGACUGUGGUAAUAAGUGGUGGAAUUGGCAAGUUUAUGGCGGGACAAGGCGGGAUGUGAGGUGGCCUUGACCCUGAGCUAGAUGUCAGUGCCACGGCUGUGUGGUGACAUCAUGUGGAGUGUAGAUUUCACACGGACAACGGGUGACCUUGACACUUUGUCUCGGUUAGCAUCUUGUAUGCUUUGCACUGGCUCAAAAAAAGAUGUAUAUCGUAUAAUAUAUUGUAUUAUAUUUUGUUCCAUUCCUGAUGACUGAAGUGAUUUUUUUUUCCCCGUGGACCAAGCCUUGCUCACACAAAUGUAGUGGGACAGAGUCCUGGGUUUUGUGUUCAUCGUUCACUACUCACACUCACAGGAAGUGAGGUGCUUUCAGGAAAUUUUCUUUACUUUUUGCAGAACCUGCACAGAAUAUUUUCUUCAUAUUGUACAAUGUGUCUGUUUGAUUUGAUUUAUUUCUGUACGUGUCAUAUUUUUUUCUUUUACUUUUGACGGAUUAAAUGUAUGUGUCACAACACGAGGGAAUCAGGCACUCGUCAAUUUUACGUCAUAUGAAAUUAUUGGUUUUAUCUGAAAGGCUGCACAUUUGCCUUUCUUUUUUUUAAAUGAAAAAACCCAUCUAUUGUCAAUAAAAGUCAAGAUAGGUACAAUUGAAGCUGGGGGAUUUCCUAGUAUCACAGGUAAAAUUGUCGAGAAAAUUGCCUCCAAAGUUUGGUGACUUGCAAAGCUAUAGUGUCCUUGGAAAGUGCCAAUAUUUUUGGUACCUUUGGUCAAUGUUGUUGGGGUUUUUUCCAGUAAAACGCAUGCAGGAAUGUGUUUUUAAAUAGGCAUAAAAGGAGUCGAGCUCAAAACAAAACAUUCGAAAAAGGUCGCCCAACAGACGGAAAAAGAUGUCGAUUUCUUCGAUUUCAAUUAAUUUUGACGAGUACCUGAUUUCAUCAAGGUGCCUCACGCAGACAUACUGUAUUACAACAUUUUGUCUUUAUGUGUAUGUGGAUGUCUUCAGGGGACCAUAUAAUCAACUUCUGCUUUUUCUACUUAAUUGUAUCCUCUUAUGCGUUCCUGCGGCCAUUUGGUCCGAUUUGUGUUUGUUUGUUGUCAGUGGAGGGUUUUUUUCACCACUGUUUCUCUCUUCUUCACAUUCCUCAUGAUUAGGCCAUUAUAUUGCAGAUAGUGUUGGAUAAAAUGUAUUUCUCUUGUACAAAUUGUAUGUGUGUGCGUACGUGUGUAUGUGUGUGUGCGUACGUGUGUGUGUGUGUGCGUGUGUUUAUAAGGCAUUCCACAUCAGUCAAAGGUUUCUGUGGAUCAACAAGAUUACUGGUCCAUGAAAGUGUUUUGUUUGGGGGGGGGAGUUGUAUACACAUGUAUGCAUGCUCUUCGUGUAUUUUUUGUGCUUGUGAGUGUUAGUGAUUUUUUAAAAAUUGUGUGUGUAUGUAUGUGUAUGGUCUGAUUACACAACAGAGCAGAACAUAAAUCUCUGUGAUGGAGGAGUGCCCAUGUACAGUUUAGCACAGACAUAAUGAAAUCUGGUGGACACGGAAAUCUUCGCUCUAUGUUCAGAUCUAUGCGUGCUUGGCUGUUAUGUGUAUUAAAACUCUGCAUUGUACAGACUCUCAGAUGGAAAAUAGAACAGUCAGACGGAUGGACGGAACAGACAUGUGGCUUAGAUAUUUAGUGUUUAAUCAUAUACACAUGUAAUGGCAGUCUGUGUUGGAGAGUGUUCUGUAUUGUAAUGAAAUUGUAUGUUUUAUUCAUUUAUCUAGAUUUUUGUGAAGCCAACUGUUACUCAUAAACUCCCUCUUCAUCUCAUCAGACACUUGAGAUUGAAAUUAACACAAAGCUCUUUCUUCUUAACCAUGCCUGUAGUGUAGACAAUUUUUUUUUUUUACUUUGGUGUAGUAUUAACAAGAAAGAAACACAUGAGAUUUAUCUGAAUCUGAUGGCCAAGUCGUAGUCUUAACUAGAUGAGCAGAAAAAUUAAUUAUUCAAAUUGUCGUGUUCAACACCUUUCAACAACAUUUUCAGACAUUUUGAAACCAGAUCAUGUUGGUGUGAAUGGUUUGUGAAGGGAGGUACCGGUAACUUUUUAGCAACAAUACACUUAUUAUUGUUGACAAAGCUGUUCUUUGAGACGGUGCAUGUUGGGGUAAUUGAGCCAGCAAGGAGUGAUACAGCGCAAUCAUUGUCCACAUUUGUGUUUGUACAAUAUAUUGUAUUGGUAAUAGAAAAAAUUAUUUUAUAUGCUUACUUCUGCUGUGGUAUUCCUAGGUUGUGAACACCAAAAUCAAAUUUUCUUCUAUUAUCUAUCUAUAGAUGUGUACAUAUACUUUCAUGUGUAUGAUAUUAUUUAAAAUUUGUUCAACCUGCUGUUGUGUUAUAAAGCAAAAUGAAAAUGAAAUAGAUGAAUUAUAUUCAGAUUGCCUGUAAACCUACUCUUGUAUUAUGAAGCAAAAUGAAAUGGUCAAAUAUUGGACAUACCGUCACAUACUGUAUUCAGAUUAACUAUAUAUAACCUACUGUUGUGUUACAAAACAAAAUGAAAUGGUUGAAUAUUGGAUGUAUUCAGAUGGCCUGUAUAAUUUUAGCUCUUCGGAUAAGGAUGCUGUCCCCAAUAUAUAAAAGUACAACAUUAACGGAUCUCCAUUUCCAUAGAGGUGAAGUGUUUACCAGGGUGGGCAUCAGUGGAGUAGAUAAAUAUCUUUAUGAAAUGCUAAAGUUCCUUGAUAAAAGGGAUUUGCAAUCAUGUGAAUGAAAUAUAUAUGAAGUUUCAACCCUUUAAUUUUAAUACUAGGACUGAAAGAAGCAGGGUCUCCCUCUCCCUUUCUGUCAGAUUUGUGAUUGGUCUUUCCACCAGCAACUCAGAAUCAAAGCUAUUCUUUAUAUUAUAUAGGGCCUCUAUCAUGUAUUUUAAAAAUUCAAAUUAAAUGUUAUUCCUUCAUUUAUCUGUACAAAGUUCACUGUGGAUGGGUUUUCAGUUCCACUCUGUGAUGAUUGCUUUUGAUUUUGAGAAAGAAAUUUGGAAUCCCAGGUGUUAAAAGAAAGCCACUAGUUGGUCCUACUUCUUAUUCUUUUCUCUUCUCCCCCCCCCCCCCCCCCCUUGUUUCUGUCUGUCUAUAUUGCAUUCCCCCCUACAGUAAAUGGCCGUCAUCUUGUUACUGUGAUUCUCUUUACUCAAAUUCUUUCAAAUGAAGGGUCCAGUCAGAUCACUGCAACAGGAACAAUUUAUAACAAGACUGAAGUUCAAGAGGGGAGAGGCCUAUCCUCAACAGAGAUUGAACGUAGAACUUGGGAACGGGUCUGAAUAUCAUGUAAUACAGUCAAAAUUGUCCAAGACAGCCACCCGUUGUUGAGGAGAAGAGGAGUAGUUGUCUGAGUCAGGUGGACAUUGUGGACAGGGAAAUACAAAGAAAAAGUUAUGGGGGGGGAUGGAGGAGAGUAUUACAACAAAGCAAAAUGAAUUAGAUUAAUUAUAUUCAGAUUGCCUGAAAUAACCUACUGCUCAGUUACAGAGCAAAAUGAAAUGGGUGAAUAUUGGACAUAGCGUCACAUACUGUAUUCAAUUGCCUGUCUAGAGUGGGAAAUGGGCGUGGGUACAGUGGGAUUGUCUUGGGACAGGCGGCUGUUGGAGCGGUCUUGUUCUGGUUCUGGUGUUUGUACAAUUUGUUGAGUUUUUUGGUUUGACAGCGCAGCCUGUGAUGGUAGAUGUGCUACUUAACAACCCAGUGUUGACCUGGUUACAGACCGGACUAGCCUUGGACUUUUUGUGUCUUUUUCUCCACUCAUCCUUCUAGUUAGUGUUUGGCAGUCUGAGUACCUUGUUACUUGACUCUCUGGGACAAAGUUCUGAGGAGAAAGUUAUUAUUGUGGACAAAGUUCUUGAAGAGACAGUACAGUUACUGUGGACAAAGUUCUUGAAGAGACAGUACAGUUACUGUGGACAAAGUUCUUGAAGAGACAGUACAGUUACUGUGGACAAAGUUCUUGAAGAGACAGUACAGUUAUUGAAGAGACAGUACAGUUACUGUGGACAAAAUUCUUGAAGAGACAGUGCAGUUACUGUGGACAAAGUUAUUGAAGAGACAGUACAGUUAUUGUGGACUAAGUUAUUGAAGAGACAGUACAGUUACUGUGGACAGAGUUCUUGAAGAGACAGUACAGUUACUGUGGACAAAGUUAUUGAAGAGACAGUACAGUUAUUGAAGAGACAGUACAGUUACUGUGGACAAAAUUCUUGAAGAGACAGUACAGUUACUGUGGACAAAGUAACGGCUGCAAUGAGGAAUGUUGUUUGUUACAGUUUGUGUUGACUGUAUGUGUAUCAAAUCGGAUAAAUUACAAAAGAGUUUACUAUUGUGUGUGUAUGUAAUAGUAAUAAUAAUAAAGUAGAUAAUUCUUUUAUAUAUAGCCUACUUCUGUCUGCACACAAUUCUAGGUAGGUUAGUGAGCAUUCAUUGAAAGAGAUUUGCCCAAUUCUACAGUUUGCAAAAUAAAGUAGCGCAUAAAUAAAAAUUGAAUUGAUGUUCCAUUGACAAUUUAGAAACAACUCAUACACUCCAUAAUUUUUCCCCUAUCCCUAAAAAUACAGUUUUUGUUUUUCAAGUGCUGAUGUGAUCUACGUCAAUAGACAUAGAUGAUUUGACUUUUCUUUUGUUACAUAUAAAAGAAUCUCGGGUUUUAUUUUCAUUAAGUUGGAGCUUAAAAUCAAUCAUCCAGUUCUUGUGUGUAUCAUGUGUGUGUAUGUGUGUGUGAGAACCGACUGACGAGUGACCUUCGUCCUUUGAGAACAAGGCAAAGCUGUCUUCUAAACUCCUCCUUUUUUUUAAAAAAGUAGUUUUAAAGUCCUCCCUCACUAAGAGUUACCUCUCACCUUGUUUUUUUUUUUUUGGGGGGGGGGGGGUUUGCUUGUUGAAGCGUAGGAUUGUUUACUCUUGUUAGUGUUUACUGAGGUUGUCCUCCCUCAUUAUCUAUCACCUGUUGAAAUAUAUGGGUUUGUCUCCACCUUGUUCUUACUUGUUUAGCCUAAUACUCAGUGCCCACUGGCACGAUCAGUCUGGUUCUGUUAGGUUUGGUCGACAGGGCUAGGUAGAUUGAGGGCGAAAAGCGACCAUUGUGGCACAAACCAAAUGAAGCUGACUCUGACCUUCAAAAACAAGGCUGGGAGUUGGGCGAUCGGUUUGUGUCUGAGAAGGGAUCCCCCAAUGGGCACUGGGUGUCAGGUGUGGAAUGUUCUUGAAACUUCUUGUGUAGCAACGAGUUCAUCAAGCUGAGGUUUCUUGUGAUAAUCAACAGUCCAAGCAUCUCUCUCCCCCCAUGUAAAAAUAGGGCUGAGGCCUACAAUUUAUCUUAGAGUUGAUCUAAUGUUGAAAGAGAUUCUAUUACUAUUAUAAUAUUAUUAUAUUCUGAUAUUUUCUAUCUCUUUAUAGUUCGCCCUGAACAUACCCACUGCUGCUGCUGCUAAUGAUGAUCAUGUUGAUGAUGUUUGUUUAUUCUCAAUUUCCCAUCAGGAAAUUCUCCUGUGUUUCGUGCGUAUAGAGGGAGCAUUAUUGGUUCAUUUGUCUAAGAUCUAAUCAACAUUUACUAAAUAAUGACACCCCGGUUCUAACAGUAUUUCCAUGUGUGUAUAAAUAUAAGCACAGAUUGUAUAUUUGGACAAAUUUCUGAGUUCAUUGAGCUUUGUCUUGAUGUGAUAUUUGCUUCAGCUGUGGUGAUGAGAAUGCAGAGAAGUUAUGGUGGUUAAUGCUUAAGUUGUAUGUGUAGAGGUGUAUGUUAGUUGAGUUGUACGUGUAGAAGUGUCUUAUAGUGUUGUGUAGAAGUAUAGAGAGGAGUGUUCAAACUUUUCCUAUGAACAAUUUCUUUUUUCUCCUUGGUGUAGAUCCAGCUUCAGCCAUAAUGAUUUGUUACCAUUCUCUCUCUUUAAUAUAUUGUUUGUGCUGAUUGUUUUCACUUCUCCUACUGAAACUUUUAGUCUGAAAAUUUGCGUCUAUUUAUGUAUACCGUAUCAUGUAGAGAUAGUUGGUGAUAGUAAGGAAAAAAAACCUGCUUCCUGGCAACAGGCUCUUUGAAGGGGAGGAAGAAAAUCAAAACAAAACCGAAAUAAUACCAUAUCUAGCAUAGAGAGAAAUCCUCUAGCUUGCCUUUCUAAGUGUCACCUGUCUCUAUGUCGUCUCUGUUUGUCAAAAAAUGUAAUGUAACUCCGGGCACUGCUGGUGCAAUAGUCUAACAAAAGCUCUAUCAAAGUUUUCUUCUCACAAUGGCGACAAAUCAAAAUGGCUUCAUCAACUUUUUUUUUGUAUCUUUUUAAGAAGUUGAUACUUACCAACAGUAUUGUUCAUAUUGACCACCAUCUGUCCUGUCCAGAGACUGAAAGAGGACUCUUAUAUGUAGUGAAGUCCACUCAAACCGAACAUGAUUAAUCUGAAAAGAGCGGUAUACCAAAAGAAAAUAAGAUCCCAAAUUUUUGGGGGAUAAUUUGCAGAGCUCCCAUUUCUAACCCAAAAAGAAUUUCGAGGGUUAUGUCAACUAAUUCUUCACAAGUACCGGCAGCCUUCAAGUAACACAAAUUUUUGAGUCUUACACGCUUCAAGAUAGUAAAAUAGGAGAAAGAGAAACAAGAGCACUUGUGUGUUGAUUGAAAACGAGAGAGAGGCAUCACCAGUAUAUUGCUUGCCUACAUUAAUUAUGAUGAACCACAUUCACAUCUGUGGACCUGCACACUAUGUACAGGCCUUGUGAAGCAAGGAAGUACGUCUGUCGUGUGACUUUCUGUUAGCCAUGACCUAUUGUCUCUGCAAAGUUGUUUAGGCCUACAUACUAAUACUUAUAAUUUCCAGAGGCCCUGCACAUGAGCACAGGACGGCAUGAGUGUGUUCCAUUAUGUCACUGGCACUGGGCUUGCUCACAUCUCGACUAGCACAGAGCACAGUUGAGUGUGCUCAUCUACUCUUAUGACUUUUUCUAAAGCUGACAAAGCACGCUGACAAUGUCGAGAAAGCAAAAUGCGAACAGACUGCUUCUCAAAUUGCUGUUGUUAAAUUGGGUAGGUGAGAAAAAUGUUCAGAAAGUGAAAUUUGCUGCGAGCAUGGCAUUCCUAACUCAAUGCUGUUGACAAUCGGAUCAAUGAUCACUGUUUAUUAAGCAAACCUCUCUAAACCAAAGGAAGUCGGAGUCUCUCAGAUUUCAGUUCAAACGGACUCCACUGUGUGCUCCAAGUUAGAUUUCUCUACCAUAAAUUGUGAUGAUAAUCAGGGGUUCGAGUUAAGACUUCUCUACCAUAAAUUGUGAUGAUAAUCAGGGGUUUGAGUUAGACUUCUCUAGCAUAAAAUUUGAUGGUAAUCAGGGGAUAUAAUGCACACAACAUUGUUUCUGAAUGAGCUCAAGGGCAUGACCCAGAUAUCCUCACUUCCUGAUGGCCAAAAGUUUCCACACACUCAACACUCAUUAAUACUGGUUCCCACAGAGCAGAGCGAGUUGUGUCAGAAACAAAAUUCUCAAAAUAUGUGCUCUUUCUGGUGGUCAUUAUUUUGAAAAAGAAAGAAUUAGAAUUUUUUAAAUUAAAAAGCUAUGUCUCUUGUCUUUCUUCCUGAAUGUGCAUCAUAAACAUGUCCAAUUUUUUUUUCUACUCGCCAUGGCAAUGAUGAUAUUGAUACAGUAUAAUUAUAACACCUCCCUCCCCACCCCCUGUAUUUCUGUAUAAUGAACGGAUGUAAGUUCAUCAUAGAGAUGGGAGGUUUCCCCCCCCCCCCCCCCCCAUCCCUACCCACCCCAUUCAUGUUUGCUUUUUCCUGGUACCAAUCUUGUACAUAAUGGCUAUAUUUCUGAUGUUUGCGUCGUGCUGUUGUCCAGCAACAUUCACGUUGGGGUUUUUUUUUCCCUCAAGGUUUUUUUUGUCUGGUACGGUUCUUGUCUGUGUUCAGGCUCAACUGUGGAGUGUGCUGCUUUGUUUUGGUCGUUUUGAAUUUUGUUUGUUGUUGUUUUUUGGUUUUGCUUUGUUUUCUUCACAUAAUGACAGAGCAAGUCGAAGUUUGGAUUUAUUUUUUUUUCCGUUUGGGUUCCUGUGGCUACCUCAUUUUGUCCCAUGCAAGUGAAAUGGGUCAGCGCAAUGCAUUUUGUACAUGGAUUUUGAUUUCAUUUAAUCUAGAACAUUUCAUUUGUACUUUUCUUUGUUUUCAUCUUGAAUGUAUCUUGAUCUUUGAUUUGAGAAGAAAAUAUUAUAUGAAUUGUGAAUUAUAUAUAUAUAUGUAACCACGCAAAUAUUAUGUACUAUAUACUAUACUAUUGUAAAUUUCAGUCAGUUUUUGAAAGUGUGCGGAGAAAAGUGUAAGGUAGUCCUGAAGGUGUAGUAUAUAGCUCAAUAAAUGCACUGUUGAAGAGAAGAGUGCUGAUGAGUCCAAACACACUCUUAAUGCAUGUGAGGUUGUUUGUGAAGAGACAGACACAGAGAGCCCUAGUACUACUGGAGUAGUCACUACCUUUGAUUUACAAGGUUCUGUCCGACUUUUUUGGUCGUUUUGAGUUACUAAGAUCUUGAGGUCAGAAACCAAAUGUUUUAUCUGCUCUAUCAAAACCAUAAGAUUAUACAAAGUAGUUAUUAAGAUAUUCAAAGAAUUGCAUGCGCAAAAACAUGUGAAACUCACAAUUCUUUACAUUAAAUUUCUCAAAACUAGAUCAAGGUACUCAGCAGAUAGAACUUUGUUAGUCCACUUUUAGUGAAAAGGCUGACACUGAGAGCCCUAUUAGUCUAGAAUCUCAAGAGUUGGUCAUCAUUAGAACAGUUUAUUGUUAUUACUGGUCGCUGCCUCAGAAUUACAAAUUCCUGUCUGACAUUUUUUGGCCAUUUUGAGUUACUAAGACCAUGAGGUCAGAAACCAAAUGUCCUGCCUCGUCUAUCAAAAUCGCAAGAUUAUUUGGAUUCGUUACCAAUAUAUUCUAAGAAAUGCGUUCGUAAAAGCUUGACAUGUUGUGAAACUUAACAUUUUAGAUAUCAAAUUUAUCAAAACUAUAUGUACGGAGCAGAUUGACGUUUGUAAUUCCGAGGUAGUGUAUUGUUAGUAUUACUACUGAUUUGUCAACUGAUUCUCUUGGUGAGGACUCUCAUCUAGAACCCCCGGAGUCUUUGGCCUUCCCGGAUUUGGCCAGAAUUUGUUCGCAAAACUCUACCCGGUACCAAGUUCUUGACAUUUUGGCAGGUUCUGCUCAAAUAUGAACAUUUGUGUUCUUUACACUUACAGUGAAGCAAAUAAAAACAAAUCUUGUCACAUUUAUAUUAUGUUAAUGCUCAUGAUAGGAUUCUGUUAUUUUGUGCUUGGAGCUUCAGCUUGUUUGAGAAAAUAAGAAUAGAAAAACUAAAAAUGGCAGUGGAUGAGGCCAGUUUUUUCUGUGUGUCAUUUUCGCAUGGAAAACUACUUUCAGAAAGAUAUGAGUGAAGCAUCAGGACAUGUAGUUUAUGCCCUUCUCCUUGAUUUGACAUUGGGUCAGCCUGAUAUCUAGUGGGUGGUUGGAGGUUGCCACUGGUUGGGCCAACUUCCCUCUGUUUCUGUGUCCUGUCUGUUUUACCUUUCUCCUGCACUAACUGACAGUUAUUCGUUAUUGUGUCAGUGAACUCUUUACCUAAUCAAAAUAUGCCGGAUUUCAUGAUGAGAGAGUUAAUCUUUGAGAGGGGGAAGUUUCACCAUGGUCAUCGUGUGAUUCACAUUGUCAGAGAAGGUGACAGGACUCAUGUGUGGAAAUAAAGGAUAAUAUUAUAUCAUAGCAGUAGCUGUGCUUGUCAGUCUGCUUCACAAUAGAUGGAACAUGUCUCCCGUUUUCUUUGAUGCCUCUUAACAUUUUAGUUUGUCUCCAAUUUUUGUGCAGGAUUAAUCAAUAAAAUUAAUAAUUUCUAAAAAUGCUGCUGUAGAACGUUGCUAUUCAUAGGAUAUUUACAGUAGUAGUAGUGAAGAGUUGAUCUCCUCAGGGCAAAUUCCUUUCCAUUUGAUCUAGUGACAAGUGAUCUGGAGGGACGCGGUGGGUGAUGGGUUUUUUUUAGUUUUAGAUCCAGUCCUGAAAGACAGCAGCUUACACUGUAAUUUGUUUUCUGUUUAAACGUUCCAUCAUUUAUAAAGGGAUUUUUUUUUUUCUGGCAUGCCUGUCAUGUUCUGUAGUCUAUACAUGCAUGUCAUUCAUGAGCUCUGAAAUAAAUGUUAUUGAUAGUCCAGGAAAAAUUAAGUAGCACCAGACCAGGCACUGUCGAACCUGCUCAAACGGCCACCUGUAAUAGACAAUCACCUGUACAGACAGCCACUAGGCCUACCCAUUUCCUCCCUUGCAUAUUUUUUGCAUUAUAACACUGUGUAAGACAUCCAGCUGUCUAGUAAGACAAUUUUUCUCCUCGACAAUGGGUGGCCGUCUGACAUAUUUUCGACUGUAGAUCACCAGAAACUGAAAUAACCAGUUCUCAAUUUAGUAUAUAAAUAACUUUAGAUGAAUUUUCGUGUGUUAAUGUAAACAUAUUAUGUUAUAUAUAUAUAUACAUUUUUUUCCCAAGUCAAAUUUUUUCUGUGAAGACAGUAUAUGGGGAGAUGCAAGAGAAUGGUUUGUUUUUGUUUGUGGGUUAUUGAUCAGAGGGAGCAUUUUUACAAAUGGUUCCAGUAUUGUGAGGCAGAUGAGACAAAGGGGCUAUGUCAGCUGCUAGACAACCAUACAGAUUGUGUCCUCAUGUUGUCCGCUGGUCAGGGCUGCUGAUUGUGUUCCUAAAUUUGAUGUAUGCUUCCCAAGAAGUUGAGAUUGUUUUAGUAGAGUGCUAUCAAGUCUGCUGGAGUAAUACUAGUAUAGAUUGUGAAGCACACAAAGCUUGCUGUUGAGUGGGAAUUUGCGCUCUAAAAAUGCUUUCUAUAAUUCUAGUAGUAGUAUUUGUCUUGCUAGUAGCCCUCCACGUCCCAGUAUGUUACUGGAACACUUCUCUCUUUUCGUCAGAACAUAGAACAGAAAAUUUCUCUUCGUCAGAACAUAGAACAGAAAAUUUCUCUUCGUCAGAACAUAGAACAGAAAAUAGAACUAUCAUGCUGAAGUCAAAAAGUGGUACCUGGACUAGUCUUUCUGUAUAACGUAGAUGCUGGUACUAUUACUAUAGACCUUGUAAAAGGCACAAACUCUAAGGGGCGCAGAACUGUGAGCUUUUUGCUUGUACAUACAUAUGACAAAUAUACUUGACCAAAUCAAAUCUAUGAACCAGCGGUUGUUCCUUGUUCCUCCGCUGGCUAUGUUGUUUGUGUACAGAGAUAAGAAAUCAUUCCACCACUCGGACAAUUCUACCUUUAUGUCCUUCUAAACUACCCUCUCUUUCUUGCUUCAAACUCUUUAUGAAAAACCUCAACAUAUUCAGUUCCAGAUGGUAUUAUUCCUCAUUUAUUGUACCCGCAUUUCAUCAUUCCAUACUGUGACCUUAUUAGAGAGUACUUAUCAAGAGUUUUAAAAUGGUUGUUCAUUAAAAAAAGUUCCUUUA
Aplysia californica (California sea hare) is the source of this 17296-nucleotide messenger RNA. RefSeq lists its product as uncharacterized. The record is from RefSeq and is a predicted model, not a curated record. Gene Ontology annotation, cellular component: nucleus. NCBI's taxonomy places the organism in Eukaryota, Metazoa, Mollusca, Gastropoda, Aplysiida, Aplysiidae.